AUGUCCAAAUUAACUCUCUACGACACCGCCAUCGUGCCCAUCAUCGGCACACUCAAGAACCUGUCGUCGAUUCUCAAAAAGGGCGAAGCACACCUGGACGCCAAGGGCCUCCCACACUCGACGCUCCUCGAGGCCCGCAUCGCGCCGGACAUGAACCCGCUGCCUUUCCAGGUGCAAACGGCAAGCAACACGGCCAAGUUCCUCGCCGUGCGCGUGGCCGGCGUGCCCAACGAACCCUGGGCGGACGACGAGAAGACCUUUGCGGAGCUGCACGCCCGGCUGGCCAGGACCAUCGCCUUCCUCGAGGCCGUGAAGCGCGAGUCGUUCGACGACAAGGAAGGCGUCGAGGUGACGUUGCGCGACUGGAAGUACACGGGCCUGAGUUACGUGACGGGGUUCGCGUUGCCGAAUUUCUAUUUCCAUGCCGUCACCGUCUACAAUCUGCUGCGGAUGAACGGGGUGGAGAUUGGGAAGAAGGACUGGGUCAACUAG
This is a messenger RNA of Exophiala spinifera, 492 nucleotides long. RefSeq lists its product as uncharacterized. The transcript has a single exon. The coding region runs from base 1 to 492 and encodes 163 amino acids. NCBI's taxonomy places the organism in Eukaryota, Fungi, Ascomycota, Eurotiomycetes, Chaetothyriales, Herpotrichiellaceae. The record is from RefSeq and is a predicted model, not a curated record.